GAUUGCAGCGGCUUCUCUUCGUUGCCGAGACCAGAAGAAAGCCGGGACGUGACGGAGCCGGAGGGGGUUUGCUUGCUGGAGGCCCGCUAAACCACCGACAAAAACAGCUUUUUGUAGUUUCUUCGUCGUUCAAGAGACGAUUGUGACUUAGCUUCAACCAACGUACUUUUUUUCAUCUUAGAACUAAUUUCACAAACAUGUCCUGGCAAAGCUACGUGGACAACCUAAUGGCUGAUGGCAGCUGCCAGGACGCGGCCAUUGUUGGGUACACGGACGCCAAAUACGUCUGGGCAUCGCAUGCCGGCGGUACCUUUGCCAACAUAACGCCUGACGAAAUUGAUGUAGUAACAGGAAAGGACCGAGAGGGUUUCUUCACCUGUGGCCUGACCCUAGGCAAUAAGAAGUGCUCUGUAAUCAGAGACAGCCUCCAAAUUGACAGUGACUGGACAAUGGACAUCAGGACAAAGAGUCAAGGAGGAGAGCCAACAUAUAACGUUGCUGUAGGCAGAGCAGCCAAAGCAUUGGUUAUUAUCAUGGGGAAGGAAGGUGUCCAUGGAGGGCAGCUCAACAAGAAAUCUUUUCAGAUGGUUGAAUACCUGAGGAAGGCCGGAUACUAAAGCAGCCUGUACCCAGCUCCUAGCAGCUCACCUUUACCACCCUGUUGCAUUUCACUCUACUUUCAGUCCUAGUUGGUAGUUACAUUUUCUUUUUCUGCCUUCUUUAUCCCUCAUCUGUUAUCCCUCUUUCUGUUGUCCUCUUUCCCUACCCCAUCCUCUUCCCUCAACACACUUGAGCUAUGUACCCCUGUACCCCUUUAAGCACUCUUAAGUUGAUUCAUAGCAAAGAUAAGCAUGUUGCUAACAGGAUGUCAUGACAAAUCUGUACUUAACCAAGACCAGCAAAAAAAAAAAAAAAAAAAAAAACACUCUGACAAUGGAAGCUAUAGCAUCAAUUUGAAGUAGAUAUUCCUUUCUUUUGUCUGUGUCACGGUGCCCAUCACUUAAUCCCUCCCAAACCUGAUCACACACACUCCCUCCCAGAGUAGCCGAUGCCUUUGGAGCACUUGAGCAGUAACCAAGCUCGUCAUGUCUUCCUCUUUCAUUUCCUCCAUGUCCGGGAGGGGAGACUGUGCGCAUAUCUCGGACCACUGUCAUUUCCCCUCUCAAACCCACGGCCACCCACCCCCCUACCCCCUCCUCCCCUCUUCCAGGCUCCCUUUUGCCAAAAAUGUUGAGUUCCUCCCCUCUCCCUGUUUCCCCAUCCUGUUUUCUUAUAUCAGGCAACAUUACAAACCUCACAGGAGACUCACUUCAUCAAACACUACUCACCACCUAACUCCUCUCCUGUCACAUUCACACUGCUCUGUCCUGAAUAAGUUCUACAAAGGGGGGAGGGUGGUUCUGUGUGUGUGUGUGUGUGUGUGGGAUCAGCUCAGUUAGCUAUCAUGACCCAACUUUGCAAGCGUUGGUGUCACCCAGAUGCUGGUUGCCUCUCCUCCCGGCAUCACAGCCUCCCCGACUACAUGAGAAUCCAUGGACAUUCCACAGUAACAAUGGCUCAGGCACUUAAUACUGUUUUGUUUGCCAGCUCCUGUAAUGUUUUUUUUUUUUUCUUUUUAAUUUUGUUUUUGAAAGGCUGCCAUUUUUGGACAGUAGAUAUCCCAGCAUAUAACCAUAUGGAGUGUGUCCAGUUUGAUUUUUUUUUUUUCUUUUUCUUUUUAUAGGACCAAGUGUAGUUGAAGCUCGGGUGUUUAUACAAUUGCUCUAAAUCAUGCUAAGGAUGACUGCUAACUUUUUCUGAUGAAAGAAUCUCUAACCAGACAGUAACACUAUGGUUAAAAAAACAAAAAUGAAACUACAGGGGAGGUAAGGGUGGGAGCAUCUGAAGGAAAUUCUCAUGUCAUAGUUGUUGUUUUUUUUUUUUUUUUUUUUUUUCUUUACUAUUUAGAAACACAAACGACUGCAUUUGUACAAACCCAUGCUGUGUUGACAAUAUAACUGUGGAAUAAAUUGCCUUCUACUCUAUAGUCAACUGAGCUCUGGGGUAUCACAUGGUCUGUCCACGCUCAUUACUGCUAUCUGUAACGUCCAACUGAGGAAAAACGACAAAAAAAACAAAACACUUGUAAAGGUAGAAAUGACACUCAAUGGGAGAUGGGAUUAGUUGGAACAAAGACGCUAAUGGUUGUCAUGUCGAAACUUAACUGCAGAACCUGUGUAUCCUGUGCCAUAAUGUAGAGAGAUCUGUUGCUGUUGUAAGAUGGAUUUUACCCACUGUCCACUACGGAGUCAUUUCAUUGGCACUUUUUCUUUAAUUUUUUUUUUUUAGCUUCAGAUCCACUGUUUAGGCCUUGUGGGAUACGCGUGUACUCACAAAAAAAAGAGAAAAAAAGUUUCAAGUCCUGUUUGCCGAUUUGUUCAUUUCUUUUCCUCACCACUUUAUUUUUCUUACAUCUGGGAUACAGUCUCUUUAAUGCAUCUGAUUUCAUAUGCAUAAAACCAAGAAAUGCCAUAAAUUGAUUUAUCACCUUGUUUACAGACAGAUCAAAUAAAUUUAUUCCAACCAGA
Messenger RNA from Stegastes partitus (bicolor damselfish), 2567 nucleotides. RefSeq names its product profilin 2b (gene pfn2b). Gene Ontology annotation, molecular function: actin binding. NCBI's taxonomy places the organism in Eukaryota, Metazoa, Chordata, Actinopteri, Pomacentridae. The transcript has 3 exons. The record is from RefSeq and is a predicted model, not a curated record. Bases 198 to 617 code for a protein of 139 amino acids. Gene Ontology annotation, cellular component: cytoplasm. Gene Ontology annotation, biological process: regulation of actin filament polymerization; actin cytoskeleton organization; positive regulation of actin filament bundle assembly.